UUACCCGGUGAUAUUGACAGCUGGUUGUGCAAUAUAAUCGUAUUAUACUCGUCAUGUUGUGAAAUAGAUUGACAGACCGCCUUGGGCGGCUAGAGAGCUUACAGAAACGUUUGUCAUUGAGUCAUAAUAAUGUGCUGUGCAGUACAGUUCCCGAGCCUUUCUCUUGAAUUGAGCCUGAGGCAUACUGAAGAUAGAUUCACAAUAUUUGAUUUGAAAACAGAUAGACAACUUAAACUAAAGAAGGAUCACCUAGGAUCGACGAGCUGCUGUGAGAAAUUAAUGUCAAAUAGUGGGGCAUUAAAACAACAAACAGAUACCAGUGCGACAUCUUGCCCACCGGCGACUCAUCUACCUCAACUCGUUCAGCCUAUAUCCGAGUCGACAAGUCAACAGAAAGGUGAAGACCCCAGCGCAGGUAAGAAAAAGAAAUGGAAGCCAGUACCGCUCGCGGAUUUAGGGUUUAACAUGUCGCUGUUCCCGAGGCCUUGUCGACCUGAGAUGAUAGACCCGGAAGAGGAACACCGGAUAUUGCGCGCCAUCGAGCGAGACCUGGGCGCUAUGGAGGAAACUCUCGAGAAAUGCAGGAAUCUCGAUGUGCAAGAUUUCCCAGUGUCCGAUGAAAAUGCUUCCAAAUGUGCCAAAGUGUUACGGCGAGAUAGGGACAGAAAGGUUAGAAAGGCCGCUAGACAAGUGAAGGACAAGCAUUGUUAUACUCUGAAAAAUAACAAAGGUAGAACGAAAUUAUAUAUUCAUCAUAGACUAUUUAAAUUAAUAAACCUUGAAGAAAAGCGACUUUAUCUACAUCUUCCUUCUCAAAAGAAAAAUUACUCGAUAGUAAAUAAGAAUGCUAAUUCCACCACAGACUCAAAAUCGCGAUUGAAAACGUCUGACUCAUCAUUGAACCGCCGCCCCGCCCCUGUACAAAACCUACGCCACGCCCUUGUUGAAACGAACGCCUCUCAGGACUUGGCCACAGACCUUAUCAGCAGCUUAAUUAACAUUCAGCACCGGGAACUGACCCCCGAGGACUAUGAGAUCUUACUCCGACUGGAUGAUACAGUGGCGCCCAGGACUAUCAACAAGUCGUUGCUCAGCUGCUUUCAAACGGACACUGUCAGUGCGGAAACUGCCGGCGAUAUCUGCGCAGUUUGCAUGGACCCUUACGUCGUUGGAGAGAACCGGAAGUUCCUUCCGUGUCGUCAUGUGUUCCACUGUAAAUGUAUCGAUAUGUGGCUGGAAAACUCGUCCAGAAUCUGUCCGAUAGACGGCUUACCAGUCGAUGCGUGACUCUGUGCUCAACUGCGUAGAUUUAGAUAUUUAUUUGUGUUUAUUCUUGUGGGUGUGAGUCCCUUUCAAUAUAAUAAUAUAAUAAAUUGUUACAAUUAUA
This is a messenger RNA of Dreissena polymorpha, 1387 nucleotides long. RefSeq lists its product as uncharacterized. Gene Ontology annotation, molecular function: ubiquitin protein ligase activity. The record is from RefSeq and is a predicted model, not a curated record. Gene Ontology annotation, biological process: ubiquitin-dependent protein catabolic process. Gene Ontology annotation, cellular component: cytoplasm. Lineage: Eukaryota; Metazoa; Mollusca; Bivalvia; Myida; Dreissenidae. The transcript has 2 exons. The coding region runs from base 130 to 1287 and encodes 385 amino acids.